This is a messenger RNA of Helianthus annuus (common sunflower), 1645 nucleotides long. RefSeq names its product protein FAR1-RELATED SEQUENCE 5-like. Gene Ontology annotation, biological process: regulation of DNA-templated transcription. Bases 463 to 1539 code for a protein of 358 amino acids. NCBI's taxonomy places the organism in Eukaryota, Viridiplantae, Streptophyta, Magnoliopsida, Asterales, Asteraceae. The record is from RefSeq and is a predicted model, not a curated record. Gene Ontology annotation, molecular function: nucleic acid binding; zinc ion binding. The transcript has 3 exons.
CUUCAUCUCUAGCAAAUUCAUCUGUUCGUUCGUUCUUCUCCCCCAAAUCCAGUCGACCUAAAACUAAUAUCCAUUGAGUAUUUUAAUACGAACCCAUUAGUUUUAAAUUCUUCAUCUGAUUGGUCAAUCAUGGAGGAAUCGUUUAACCCAAUGGAUUUCAAAACACAUUUAAUUGAGGAAUUGAUGCAAACGGAUAUUUGGUCAACAAUAGUGGCUCAGAUGUUGAAAUAGAGGAGAGAAUUGAAUCAGAAUAAGAUAAAAUAAAUGAUGCAACAAUAGAGAAAAGAAAUUGUGCUGAGAAAGAGAAAGUAAAUGAUGCAGGAACAGAGUCAAGUAAUUAUGUAGAAACAGAGCAAAUAAAUGAUACAGAAUUAGAGAAAAGAAAUGAUGAAGACAUGGAUUUUGAGUUGGAGAAAGAAGCAGCUAAUGAUGUAAUAGGAAAGGUUUUUGAUACCCCCAGUGAUGCAUAUGACUUUUACAAUCGCUAUGCAUUUUUACAUGGAUUCGGAAUACGUAUUUCUUCGGCAUUUAAAAAUAAGACAACAAAUGAGCCUUAUUGAAAGAUUGUUUUUUUUUGCUGGCAUGACAUCAAGCGGAAGAAGCGAGAGUAUUCAUUCUUCUUUUGACGGAUAUGUAAAAUCAAAGACCAUGUUAAAUGAGUUUGUAAUACAAUAUGAUAAAGUUGUUGCGGCUCGAAGGGAUGCCGAAGAAGAUGAAGACUUCAAGACCAAGAAUUCCAAGCCAGUUCUUUCUUCUGUUAAUAUGAUAGAGGCAAAAGCAGGUUCACGUUACACUAGAAAUCUCUUUGAUGAAUUCAAAAAAGAAUGGACAGAGGCUACCUUCAAUUUAACUCAUGAGACCAUCAGCAAGACUUUAGAAGAAAUCAAAUAUAAGGUUGGACAAUUGGGUAUUGAUAAAAUAUAUCAGAGAAAUGUUAACUUUCGUAUUUCCGAUAAGAUAGAUGUCACAUGCUCAUGUGCAAAGUUUGAAACAUAUGGGAUGUUAUGCAAGCAUAUCUUAUAUGUCUUGAAGAAGAGACAUGUUGAAACUCUUCCUGAUCAUUAUAUUUUACCUAGGUGGACACUUGAUGUUAGGUAUAAAUCGGAUAAUUGCACUAUUGGGCUCGAAGACAUAUAUAAAGGAAAUGAAGUUAGUGCGUUAAGAUUAUGGUGUGUUCAAUCUAAUUUUAGUAAAGCGAUCGAACAAGCAAGAGACUCUCCAUCUGAGAUAAAGAGACUAGAUACAAUCUUGUUGAAAUUUUUAGAAGAGCAAAGUAUUCGAACAAAAUCAAAACCGUUUGAGAUUGCUUCACAAGAUGCUAACGUGGGAAGUUCGAAAGUAAACAUGAUUCCUCAAAUUUCUAUUCGUGAUCCACUAGUUCAUACGAAUACUAAAGGUCGUCCCAAAAGUGCAAGCAGAAUCAAAUCUUCCCUAGAAGCACCAAAAAAGAGAAGUUGUUCUUUCUGCAAAAAAGUUGGUCAUUACAUCAACGGAUGUCCAGAAAAGAAGGAACUUGAGUCUAAACUAGAGAGAGAAUGAUGAUUAGUGCAGCAGAGUCUAAACUAGAAAGAAGGAUGAGGUGUGCAUCAGCUUGAAGUCCAGUAGAAUAGCAUAUACUAAGAUUUUGGUUUCAUUAAAAGUUGAG